This is a messenger RNA of Nicotiana attenuata, 2175 nucleotides long. Its product is annotated as probable anion transporter 5. The record is from RefSeq and is a predicted model, not a curated record. Bases 332 to 1660 code for a protein of 442 amino acids. Gene Ontology annotation, molecular function: transmembrane transporter activity. Lineage: Eukaryota; Viridiplantae; Streptophyta; Magnoliopsida; Solanales; Solanaceae. Gene Ontology annotation, biological process: transmembrane transport. The transcript has 2 exons.
AAGAGAAAUAUAUUUGGGAAACUGUCAGGCUGUAACUCCCUCUCAGUCUACAGUCCCUUCAACCUACGCUACUCCCAUUUCUCUAAUUCUUCAACUAUUUACUUCAAACCCUUUUCUUAAUUUUUCUUCCAUUACCCUUACAAUGUUUCUCUAAUUAGCAAAAUAAAGAUUUUGGAUUUGGAACUCCUGAUCUACCAAAUACCAAAUACACCCCUUUUGAGGUUCUUCUGAUUCUGUGAAUUUCAGAUAAGUGCAUUCUUUGGACGUCUUUAUCAAAGGACCACCUAUGCAGUGAUCCAGUGUGAGGUUUUCAUUUAGAAACUUGAAAGUAAUGGGAAGCAGUAAAUUUCCAAAGCGUUACUUAAUUGUAUUUUUAACCUUCAUCUGCACCUCAGUCUGCUACAUAGAACGUGUGGGCUUUUCCAUCGCGUAUACUGCUGCUGCUGAUGCUGUAGGAAUAAACCAGACUAGCAAAGGUGUAAUUCUUUCAACCUUUUAUUAUGGUUAUGCCUGUUCACAAGUACCUGGCGGCUGGGUAGCGCAAAAAAUUGGGGGACGGCGUGUCCUCCUUCUUUCAUUUGUGUUGUGGUCUCUAACCUGUGCUUUUGUACCCCUCGACCCAACUCGACCAAUGAUCCUAGUAAUAGCCCGCUUGCUUGUUGGAGUGGCUCAAGGUUUCAUUUUUCCGUCUAUUCACACUGUCCUUGCACAGUGGGUACCACCACAUGAAAGAUCGCGAUCUGUUUCUUUUACAACUUCUGGGAUGUACUUAGGUGCAGCUAUGGGUAUGCUUAUGCUUCCUAGCCUGGUAAAAUUUAGAGGUCCGCAAUCUGUAUUUCUUGCUGAAGCGUUUUUAGGCGCAUUUUGGUCUCUAAUCUGGUUUACUUACGCAACCGAUCCCCCUCGUUCUGAUCAUCGAAAAGCAACUGCUUCCGGCUUUGGAGAAUCCUUACUUCCCAUCAGAGGGAGUUCAAAGAUGAAGGCAGAGAAUGGAGUACAUUCCACUAAAAUCCCUGGAAUCCCAUGGAAGCGCAUCCUCAUUAGCUUACCGGUUUGGGCUAUUGUCGUUAACAAUUUUACCUUUCAUUAUGCUCUUUAUGUGCUCAUGAACUGGCUUCCGACAUACUUUGAAUUGGGUCUCCAGCUCAGCCUUCAAGAAAUGGGUUCUUCUAAAAUGAUGCCAUACUUUAACAUGUUUAUAUUUUCAAAUAUUGGUGGGGUGAUUGCGGAUCACCUUGUCACCAAGAAAAUCCUGUCUAUUACUAAAACCAGAAAAGUUUUGAACACAGUGGGUUUCAUGGUUGCUUCUGUUGCAUUGAUGGCUCUUCCAUUGUUCAGAACAUCUGGCGGCGCUUUGUUUUGUUCCUCUGUGGCCCUUGGUUUCUUGGCAUUAGGAAGAGCUGGGUUUGCAGUUAACCACAUGGACAUUGCUCCAAGAUAUGCUGGAAUUGUUAUGGGAGUUUCAAAUACAGCUGGUACAUUAGCUGGAAUUGUUGGGGUUGACCUCACUGGUCGACUACUAGAAGCUGCAAAAGCCGCUGAAUUGGAUCUUACUAGUCCAGAUAGCUGGAGAGUCGUAUUUCUCAUCCCAGGGGUGCUUUGCAUAUUUAGUUCUUUUGUUUUCCUAGUGUUGUCCACUGGGGAAAGAAUUUUUGACUAAAGUGUUUGUGAAUAUACAGUGGUUUAUCUGUAACUAUAUUUUUGGAGAAGCAUUUCUAGGAAGAAUAUAGCAUAGUUUAGGCUCUACAGUUCAAAUUGGAAAGUUCCUGGAAAUGGCUACUGGUCAUUGGGGCCAUUAAUACAUUCUUCAAUCUGAAUUCUUUCUAUCCUGCUCAUUACUGAAGAAAGAUAUUUAUACAAAGAUCAAAAGGUUCUAUCAGCAAUUGCGACUUAAUUGACAGAUUCUUCUAGGACAGAGAUAUAUUGCUUCUUGGUCCAGCUGUUUCCGUUAAAUAUACUGGUUGCUUUUUGGAGCUUUAACAAGCUUAGGUUUUGAUUAUCUAUACUUUGAAUUGACAACCAAGGUGUUCCAUGGUGGUAGCAGACGUUUCCUCAGAAAAAAAGGUGUUUAAUCUGAACAUAAGCAUAUAGGAAAUAAAUGGUAGAAAAUAUUUCAUGUAUCAUGGUUCCAUAACUUGAUAGUCAGCUAUAAAUGUUUUUAUAGUUAACUCUUGA